This is a messenger RNA of Corylus avellana, 1306 nucleotides long. RefSeq names its product glutaminyl cyclase (gene QC). Gene Ontology annotation, molecular function: glutaminyl-peptide cyclotransferase activity. The record is from RefSeq and is a predicted model, not a curated record. Lineage: Eukaryota; Viridiplantae; Streptophyta; Magnoliopsida; Fagales; Betulaceae.
UUUCUCUCUCUCUCUCCCGUUCGUUCACGCGUCGUCGAAAAAAUGGCCAGGUACCUGCCCAUCAUCAUCAAAAACCCAAAUCCCCAUGAACAAAGCCCCUCCGAUCAUUUCAUGGCGAUCGGAUCGCUUCACAAGAAAAAGCACAGCAAGCGAUCGAAUCUCAAGGCGCGCGUUGCAAUGGCCUCGCGCCCUAACCCUUCUUCCAACCACAAAAAAUCCUAUCUGGUCGUUUCGGUUCUUUUGGUUAUCUCUGCUGUUGUUUUACUGGGCAUUUCAUCGAGCUUGUGGAGCAAGUUCAAAUCCCAUGACAAGUCAUUUCCCAGAAUCUACACGAUCGAGGUAGUUAACGAGUUUCCUCACGAUCCCCAUGCCUUCACUCAGGGGCUUCUUUAUGCUGGAAAUAACACCAUAUUUGAGUCAACUGGUCUUUAUGGGGAGUCAUCAGUUCGGAAAGUAGCUCUUCAGAGUGGGAAGGUUGAGGCACUCCAUAAGAUGGACGAUUCUUACUUUGGGGAGGGUUUAACUCUACUUGGUGAAAGGCUGUUCCAAGUAACGUGGUUGGAGAAUACUGGUUUCAUAUAUGACCGAAAUAAUUUAAGCAAAUUUGAGAAAUUUACUCAUCAAAUGCAAGAUGGUUGGGGUCUGGCAACUGAUGGAGAGGUCUUGUUUGGAAGUGAUGGGACUUCAACAUUGUAUCUUAUCGACCCUCAAUCAUUUAAAGUCAUAGGAAAAAAAAAGGUCAUAUAUAAUGGUCAUGAAGUACACAACCUUAACGAACUGGAGUUUAUAGAUAAAGAAGUUUGGGCGAAUGUUUGGCAGACUGAUUGCAUUGCUAGAGUUUCACCUGAGGAUGGUACUGUGCUUGGAUGGAUUCUCCUUCAAACUUUAAGGGGAAAAUUGGUAGCAGCUGGGAAUCAUGGUAUUGAUGUUUUGAAUGGCAUAGCUUGGGAUAGUGAGGAGAAGCGUAUUUUUGUAACCGGAAAACUGUGGCCAAAGCUUUAUGAGAUCCAGUUGGAUCCAGCAAAGAAACAAUAUACAAGCGGAUACAUCGAGCAGUUUUGCUUGCGGAAGCCAGUCCAUUUUGCAAAGCCAUAGCCAAAUACUGGAAGGUCUUCUUGACAUGCUACUUCUGAACUUCUUAAAGAUCCUGCAAUUUUGAAUAGAUAUGGAGCAUUUCUUCUAUAAAUUUCAUCAAUGUUCAGGAAAUUUGUACAGGAAACAGAAGCCAUUUAGGGGAAGAGGGCAUUGUUUGGAACGAAUUACAGUAGUAGUAAAAAGGGUGUAACUGAUCUUUUUGAGAGAAUUA